UGUGCCGAGCAUUGAUUUGGUACAUACUUAUUAAAGUUGUUUGUUUAUUGCAAUUUAAAAUUAGUAUAUGAAAUCUGUAGAUCUGCAAUAAAGUUUGAGUUGGGAGAAGACAACCCCAUCCCACAUCAUGGAAAUAGUAGCCAAGUUGCAGAAACAGUUUAUGGACUUCAUUUCAGCUUUGUACCGUGAGAGAUUCUUGGAUGAUCAGUUUCUUCAGCUUCAGAAAUUGCAAGAUGAGAGCAACCCAGAUUUUGUUUUUGAAGUAGUUUCACUUUUCUUUGAAGAUUCAGAAAAACUUAUCAACAAUCUGGCAGCAGCUCUUCAACAACAGGUUGUAGAUUUUAAGCAAGUUGAUUCCCAUGUCCAUCAGUUCAAGGGUAGCAGUUCCAGCAUAGGUGCACAAAGAGUAAAGAAUGCUUGUAUGGCUUUCAAAACCUUCUGCGAAGAGAAGAACAUUGAAGGGUGUGUGCAAUGUCUGCAGCAGGUGAAACAUGAAUAUUUUCUUGUGAAGAACAAACUUGAAACCUUGAUGAGGCUGGAGAAGCAAAUCUUGGCGGCUGGUGGUAGGAUUCCUGACCUGUCAUAGGUGCUAAUGAUUUGAAAUCCACAUUCUGAGGCAAAGAGAGUAGAGAGAAAAGUUGGCAGUACAGAUGAGUUUCAAGAUUUCAUGAGCUUCUUUGAUUGCUGGAUUCUAAUAGUUGUAGAUGCAAAGAAUUUCCAUGUGAAUAACAGGUCUCCUACAUCAAAAUUCCUUUCACCUUUUAGGUGUUGAACUAUUUAUACUAUUCUAGUUGUUGAACUUUUUUACCCUUCAAUAGUUUAUCUCAAUUCACUUGAUAUGCACUACUGUAGCCAGCCAUUAUUAAGUAGUAGAACUUUUCACCUUGUUACGUAGUAGUAUUAUAUUGUAAAUGACACAUGGAAGUUUGUUUGA
Messenger RNA from Solanum tuberosum (potato), 934 nucleotides. RefSeq names its product histidine-containing phosphotransfer protein 1-like. Bases 128 to 586 code for a protein of 152 amino acids. Gene Ontology annotation, cellular component: cytoplasm; nucleus. Gene Ontology annotation, biological process: phosphorelay signal transduction system; phosphorylation; cytokinin-activated signaling pathway. NCBI's taxonomy places the organism in Eukaryota, Viridiplantae, Streptophyta, Magnoliopsida, Solanales, Solanaceae. The record is from RefSeq and is a predicted model, not a curated record. Gene Ontology annotation, molecular function: histidine phosphotransfer kinase activity; protein histidine kinase binding. The transcript is spliced from 6 exons.